GUUUCUUACAAAAAGAAUGAGUACUGUUUUCAUACGUGGUGGCUUAAUGAAAUUCAUAUAGAAGCACAUCAUUUUGUAAGACACCUUUUCUCCGAGAGCAAGAGUUACCUUCACCUUGAACCUGUUUUUGGUACUAUGACCUGUGGACAAACCCAGAAGAUCAGGGUACAUUAUAUACUGAAUGAAGAGAUUCUGAGGAAUGAAAAGGACUUAACUUUCUAUUAUUUGAUCAAAGCACGAGGAAGCAUCUCACAAUCGGGAACACAUGUUCUACCCAUUAAGCAAGGAGAGAUGAAAGGAGUAUUUCCCUUCUCUAUUCAAGUUGAAUCAGAUAUUGCUCCUACUGCUGAGUUGUUGAUUUAUACUAUUUUGCCUAAUGGAGAAGUGAUUGCAGACACUGAUAACAUUAAAGUUGAAAAAUGUUUUGCGAAUAAGGUAAAUCUGAGUUUCUCCUCAGCCCAGGGUUUGCCAGCCUCAGACACCAAAGUGAAAGUCACUGCCACUCCUCAGUCCCUCUGUGCCCUGCGGGGGGUAGACCAGAGUGUGUUGCUAAUGAAGCCUGAAGCUGAGCUCUCACCACAAUCUGUUUAUGAUUUGUUACCAAUGAAGAAUUUGUUUCCUAUUGGACUGUCAAGGUAUGGAGUAUAUUCAGGUCCUACAAUUGAAGAUGAUGAACCAUGCAUUAAUGCAGACAACAGCAUGCAAAUGCAGACCAUAGAGGAUGAUACUUAUAGUAUCGUUACGUCUUUAGGAUUAGAGGUUUUCACCAACUCAAAAAUCCAGAAGCAACGUUUUUGUCAUCAACCUCGAAUAUAUGGAAUUAUACCUCCAAUAAUGCCACCACCACCACCACCACCAAUAGCAUUAGCAGCAGGUGUAGGUUCAAUGCCCAUGGGUUUACCAGGCAUGUCUGUUCCUGUUGUUGGUUCUUUGGCAGCAGGUUAUUCAAUGGCAAUGCCACUGCCAGGGCAGCCACUGCCAGGAAGCUUCCUGCCCAUGGAAAUCAAAAAAAGAGAGACAAUUCGGAAAUAUUUCCCUGAGACCUGGAUCUGGGAUUUGGUAGUAACUGAUUUAUCAGGUCAAAGUGACAUGGUGAUGAAAAUCCCGGACACUAUCACGGAGUGGAAAGCCAAUGCAAUCUGCCUGUCUGGAAAAACAGGGCUUGGUCUCUCCCCUACCAUCUCUCUUCAAGCUUUCCAGCCUUUCUUCCUUGAACUCACUUUGCCAUAUUCUGUCAUUCGAGGAGAAGCCUUCACACUCAAAGCCACUGUGUUCAAUUACUUGCCCCAAUACAUUCGGGUCAGCGUGCAGCUGCAGAUCUCUUCUGAAUUCUUGGCUGUCCCAGAAGAGAACAAUGUACUGUCUUACUGCAUCUCUGGAAAUGGACAGAAAACUGUAUCCUGGGCUGUGACCCCAAAGUCACUGGGAGAGGUAAAUUUCACAGCCACUGCAGAAGCCCUGCAGUCUCAGGAGUUAUGUGACAAUGAGGUGCCUGAUGCCCCAACAUUUGGGCAAAAGGAUACAGUGAUCAAGCCCUUAUUAGUUGAGCCCGAAGGAAUAGAAAGGGAAGAAACUUUCCACACAAUGCUCUGUGCCUCAGGAACUGGAGUAAUUGAAAAGUUGCCAUUAAAAGUCCCUUCAAAUGUGGUUGAAGGAUCUGCCAGGGCAACAUAUUCAGUUUUGGGUGAUAUACUAGGAUCUGCAAUGAAAAACCUUCACAAUCUUAUCCAAAUGCCCUUUGGUUGUGGAGAGCAGAAUAUGGUCCGUUUUGUCCCCAACAUCUAUGUUCUGAACUAUCUGAAUAAGACAGGACAGCUGACACAGGAUAUCAAGUCCAAAGCCAUUGACUACCUCACCAGUGGGUACCAAAGGCAGCUGAAUUAUAAGCACAAAGAUGGUUCAUACAGUACUUUUGGAGAAGAUGAUAAUGGCAAACAGCAAGGAAACACUUGGCUCACUGCAUUUGUGCUAAAGUCCUUUGUUCAAGCCCAAGUAUACAUCUCUGUGGAGUCUUCACACAUCACAGAUUCGUUCACAUGGCUCACGCAGAAACAAAAGGAAAAUGGUUGUUUCCAGAGCUCUGGAUCACUGUUACAUAAUGCUAUGAAGGGUGGGGUGGAUAAUGAGGUGACACUUUCUGCCUACAUCACCAUCGCUCUACUGGAAAUGCCACUGUCCAUCACUCACCCAGUUGUCCGCAAUGCUCUAUACUGCUUGGAAACAGCCUGGCAAUCCACCUCAAGGACCAAAGAAACUACUGUCUAUACUAAGGCACUACUUGCCUAUGCCUUUGCCCUAGCAGGAAACCAGGCCAGAAGAAAUGAACUGCUUAGCUCACUAGACCAAGAGGCUGUGAAAGAAGAGAAUUCAAUCCACUGGGAAAGACCUGGGAAACUUCAAGAAUCGAAUACAUUAUUUUAUCAACCCCGGGCUCCUUCUGCUGAAGUAGAGAUGACAGCUUAUGUGCUCCUUGCUUACCUUACUGUUCAACCUGUCCCAUCUUCAAGUGACCUAUCUGUGGCAUCCCAGAUUGUGAAAUGGAUCACAAAGCAACAAAACCCCUAUGGGGGAUUUUCCUCCACUCAGGACACAGUGGUAGCUCUCCAAGCCCUUUCAAAAUAUGGAACAGCAACUUUCUCUAAAAGGGAUAAACCUGUUAUAGUCCGCCUCAAUUCUUCAGAAACAUUCUCUGAAGAAUUCCAAGUAGAUGAGAGCAACCGCCUUCUGCUACAAGAGGUGGUGUUGCCGAAGAUUCCAGGGGACUACAGCACUGCAGUGUCAGGGUCUGGAUGUGUGUACCUCCAGACAUCCUUGAGAUAUAAUGUCCUGCCUAAGAAAGAGGGGAAAGAUCCCUUCGCUCUUAGUGUUGACACUUUCCCCAAGAACUGUGACGGGGUGGAUGCUCAAAAGAAAAUGCAGAUUCACAUAAAUAUUAGUUAUAUAGGAGAACAACCCAGCUCCAACAUGGUGAUUGUUGAUGUGAAGAUGGUGUCAGGCUUCAUACCUGUGAAAGCAUCCGUGAAAAAGCUCAAAGAAAUGCCUCAGAUUCAAAGGACUGAAGUCAACAAAAACCAUGUCCUGAUUUACUUUGAAGAGCUAACCAGUCAGGUUGUGAGUUUUACCUUCUCAGUGGAACAAGACAUUCAAGUAGAAAAUUUAAAAGCAGCCACAGUAAAAGCCUAUGAUUAUUAUGAGACAGAUGAGUUCACCAUUAAAGAGUAUAGCAUCCCCUGCAAUGCUGAAUCUGAGCAUAUAAUUGCUUGAAAAUAGAAGCUCAGGUAUAUGCCUCAUCAUAUGAACUUCUCAGAAAAUGAAGUACAAAGCUUUAUCAGGAGAGAAGACAGUGAAAGAAAGAAGGAAUGGAGAUUGGUCAUAGAUAAAAUUUGUAUAAUGAAACAACUUGUGACACAACUUUCUUAUUCUGUUAUUCAUCUAUGUUAUCAACCUUCUGAAAUACGCAUCUAUCCUUCAUUGUUAAAAACCAGAAAGAUAUAUACAAAAAGGUACACUCAAAAUGACUAUAUAUAAGUAAAAAUGGAAUUUAAACAAAUGUUUGCAUAGCCCUCAUGAAGAUAGGGGAAUUUAAGGAAUGUUUCUAAAUAUUGGAUACAACUAAAUGUCUGUCAGCAGGUGACUGCUAAACUAAUUAUGUAUGAUACAUUCACACUGUGGAAUACUGUGCCGCAAUGAAAAGGAACAAGAUAUUGAUAUACACAACUUGGAUACAUCUCAAAAUAUCAUGCAGAGUAAAAAAAAAAUGUCAAUUUCCAAAAGUCACAUUCUACAUGAUUUUUUUAAUAUGCCAGUCUUGCUAUUACAUAAUUACAGAGAUGGAAAACAAAUUAGUGUUUAUACGAGUUAGGAAUGAUGAUAUAAAGAGGUGUGUUACUUUAAAGGUGAAAUCUUACAGAGAUUUUCAUGUUGAUGAACUCAUUUAUUGACUGAUGCCGUAUUUCCUUCAUAAGUACCUAAUUUGUCACAAAAUAUAUUAUCAUAUAUUUUAAGACUGA
This is a messenger RNA of Erinaceus europaeus (western European hedgehog), 4010 nucleotides long. RefSeq names its product pregnancy zone protein-like. The transcript is spliced from 25 exons. Gene Ontology annotation, cellular component: extracellular region. The annotation marks the transcript as partial. The record is from RefSeq and is a predicted model, not a curated record. NCBI's taxonomy places the organism in Eukaryota, Metazoa, Chordata, Mammalia, Eulipotyphla, Erinaceidae. Gene Ontology annotation, molecular function: endopeptidase inhibitor activity.